AGCCUUGAGGAGCGGGAGUAGUGUCAUCUUUCAAUAGAUUUUUCUGAUAAUGUCCAAGGAUUGUGGCUCCGCACCCUCCUCACUAAUGCCAAAAAGUAAUUAAUAUUUCUCUCACUCCGCAGUCCCAUGCUUCAACGAUGCCCAUGGUUAUUUCUGGAUAAGGAGGUGACCAGAACUUCUGCACUGGCCUCCCCCAACCAUGUCCUCCGCCACCGCCGCCGCCGCCGCGGCCACCUCGACCGCCUCCGCCGCCGCCACUCACUUCUCUCCGCCACCUCCGCCCUUCCCCGCACCCCAUCCCCUCCUCCCUCCCGAGCACGCCGCCUCCCUGAUCGACCGGUGCCGAACCGUCCGCCGCCUCCUCGAGAUUCACGCCGCCGUCCUCCGCGCCGGCCACCACCACCACCCGAUCGUCAACUUCAAGCUUCAGCGCUCCUACUCCUCCCUCGGCCUCCUCGACCGCCACCUCGCCCUCCUCCGCCUCACUCCCGACCCCAACGUCUUCUUCUGGACCGCCGCCAUCCACGCCCACGCUCUCCACGGCCUCCACCAGGCUGCCCUCCUCCUCCUCUCCCAGAUGCUCUCCGCUGCCGUCGUCCCCAAUGCCUUCACCCUCUCCUCCGCCCUCAUAUCCUGCCCCCUCCCCCAAGGCCGCGCCCUCCACGCCCACUCCCUCAAGCUCUCCCUCACCGCCGACCCCUACGUUGCCACCGCCCUCCUCGACAUGUACGCCCGCGCCAGCGACGUCGCCUCUGCCCGCCGCCUCUUCGAAGACAUGCCCGAGCGGCGGCUCGUCUCUUCCACAGCUAUGAUGACUUGCUAUGCUAAGCUUGGCGACUUGGUGCAGGCCCGCCGGUUGUUCGACGAAAUGGACCACAGGGACUGCGUCUGCUGGAACACUAUGAUCGAUGGGUACACCCAGCACGGCCGCCCCAACGAGUCUCUGGCCCUCUUUAGGCGGAUGCUAAGGUCCUCCGCUAGGCCCAAUGAAGUCACGGUGAUCUCCGUGCUUUCUGCUGUCGCCCAGCUGGGCUCGCUGGCUUCAGGCAAAUGGGUGCAUUCUUACAUAAAGAACAUCAACAAUCGAAUCGAGUUCAAUGCCAAAGUUGGGACCGCGUUGAUCGACAUGUAUUGCAAAUGUGGGAGCUUGGAGGAUGCUUGCUUGGUGUUCGACAGCAUCAAAGACAAGGAUGUCGUUGCUUGGAAUUCGAUGAUCGGCGGUUACGCAAUGCAUGGCAACAGCAAGGAAUCCCUCAAGCUCUUCUCCAAAUUACGCGCUGAAGGUUUUCAACCGACUGACAUCACCUUCAUUGCAGUCUUGAAUGCUUGUAGCCAUUCAGGUCUGGUGAGUGAAGGAAGGGAGCUCUUCCACAUGAUGGAAAAUGAUUACAGAAUUGAGCCUAAAGUUGAGCAUUAUGGAUGCAUGGUUGAUCUCCUCGGGCGUGCAGGGUUGGUAGAUGAGGCAUAUGAGCUUGUUCGGAGCCUGAGAUUUAAGCCGGACACAGUAAUGUGGGGUUCAUUGCUUGCAGCUUGUAGACUCCACAAAAACAUGGCUUUGGGAGAGAAGAUUGCGAAUUAUUUGGUCAGCAAUGGCCUUGCAAACUCUGGGACUUACGUUCUUCUGUCCAAUAUCUAUGCAGCAGUGGGGAAUUGGGAGGAGGUGGGUAGAGUGAGGACCUUGAUGAAGGGGAGUGGGGUUCAAAAGGAGCCUGGUUGUAGCUCCAUUGAAGUCGACAAUAAGGUGUAUGAGUUUGUUGUGGGGGACUUGAGUCAUGCCAAGAGCCAAGAGAUAUAUGCAAUGCUGGAGGAGUUGAAUGGCUUGCUCAAAGCUCAUGGAUAUGUUCCCCAGGUAGAGCUGGUGUUGCAUGAUUUAGAGGAGCCGGAGAAAGAGCGAGCUCUCAGGGUUCACAGCGAGAAAUUAGCUAUAGCUUUUGGGCUGAUCAGCACUAAACCAGGGACGGCGAUUAAGAUUGUCAAGAACCUUCGAGUUUGCACUGAUUGUCAUACUGUUACGAAACUGAUCUCUAAGAUAAGUGGGAGGAAGAUUAUUGUAAGGGAUAGGAAUAGAUUCCACCAUUUUGUUGAUGGCUUAUGCUCUUGUGGGGAUUAUUGGUGAUUGUGAUUUAAUUUUGUAAGAUUAAUCUCACCUUCACUUGUAAUUAUCCUUGUAAUUUGUAACGGAUGGCCACCACUAUGAACAUAUUCUCUCAUAUCCCAGACGUUGUCAUUAGCCUC
This is a messenger RNA of Phoenix dactylifera (date palm), 2235 nucleotides long. Its product is annotated as Tetratricopeptide repeat (TPR)-like superfamily protein. The record is from RefSeq and is a predicted model, not a curated record. Gene Ontology annotation, biological process: RNA modification. Lineage: Eukaryota; Viridiplantae; Streptophyta; Magnoliopsida; Arecales; Arecaceae. Gene Ontology annotation, molecular function: zinc ion binding; RNA binding; protein binding.